AUAACGUCGACAUGGGGUAUGAAGUGGGGAAAGAAUCUCACUUUCCCCUGCAUGGUGUAUUGAGCGUGUUUGAUAGUAAAAAUAAGAACCGCUCCACUUUUCCCCCAUUUGCACCCCUCUUAACUUUUUCCCUCGCCGUGCUUACUUGAGGUUCCCUCAGUCUUGAGCUUCCCAUAUCCGUCGCUCUUCGAGCCUCCUUCGAGGAAGAGAAAUCCCAUGAAAACCCUAGGUCGAAGAAGAAAAAGACGCCUGCAGCAACUCUCGCUCCAUUGCCAUUAUCACAGAGCUUGAAGAGAUUGAAGCCACAAAUCAGUGAGAGCUUGCAGAGAUUGAAUCCACGAAUCAGUGAGAGCUUGAAGAGAUUGAAGUCACGAAUCAAACAUGGAAACUACCAGGGAGAUCUUGAAAAUGAUGAAAACCAGGCAGAAGAGAAAGUGUUGAUUCUUGGACAAGAUGGAAGCCAAGUAAGAGAUAGUGGGAAGGAUAGUUUUGGGCUUUGGGUAAGAAGAUGCAAAUGAGUGAUUGCAUCGUUCUUUGCAGUAAUCAUGGCUCAUUCAUCUCUUUUGCAUUCAGGCAUGAGGUCUGCUAAAUCUCGGAGACUUAUAGUAGGACUUGGAGUUCUCCUUAGAACAAGGACAUGGGAUUUCCCAGAGAGCGAAAGAGUUUCUCACUCUUCCGCAGCACGCCACUUUUCUGGUGCAGCAAGCCAUAGCUUGUCAAUAUGGAGGCGAAGGAGGAGUAUGGGGAAAGAAGGGCUUUUGGUUGUUCAGGAAUUGAAGCGCUUGAAGUCUGAUGAAGUUCGGCUACGCUCUUUCUUUAAAAGCCAUGUCUCUCGACUUCUCAAAUCUGACCUCCUUGCUGUGCUUGAAGAGUUUCAGCGCCAGGACCAGGUUUUCCUCUGUAUGAAGGUAUACCAGGCUAUACGUCAGGAGAUAUGGUACCGCCCAGAUAUGUUCUUUUACAGGGACAUGCUUCUGAUGCUUGCAAGGAAUAGAAAGGUGGAGGAGGCAGCCCAGGUCCAUGAGGACCUGAAGAGAGAGGGAGUCCACUUUGAUCAGCAUACAUAUGGUGACAUUAUCAGAUCAUUCUUAGAUAAUAACCUCGAGUUCCAAGCAAUGGAAUGGUAUGAAGAAAUGAGACAAUCUCCUGACCCUCCUUUAUCUCUUCCUUUCCGAGUCAUCUUGAAAGGCCUCCUACCUUACCCUGAGCUUAGAGAAAGAGUAAAGGAGGAUUUCCUUGAACUAUUUCCUGGCAUGAUUGUUUAUGAUCCUCCUUUAGACCUCCUUGAUCAGAACUGAGUCAGUAUUCAGCCAAAGAGAGACUAAAGGAGGGCUUCCUUGAGCUAUUUCAUGCUAUAAUAGUGUAUGAUCCCCCUGAAGACCUCCUUGACCACAACUGAAUCAGUAUCCACCCAAAGCGAAAUUUGUGUCACGGAUGACAAUUCCAUUGGAAGAGUCCGGUGUUUGUUGCAUUGUUCAAGGUGUUAGGAUUCUUGAGGUGAUCCUCAAGAACAAGUUUUUAGCUUUGGGAAAUAUGUGCAUGGUGUGCAAGGAGGAUGAAGAAAGUUGUGAUAUCUCGUUCUCCAUUGCCCCUUGAAAGGGGGCUUAUUUGGAAUUGAACCCUCCCAGAAGUUCAGUGACAGUGGGAAUACCUCAAAUCACACUUGUUCCAACAUUGGGUAUCCCCACUGUUCACGGAAGUUGGAAGGAAGGUACGGAGGGUAUGGAUGAUGGCCUAUGGAAAGAGAAAAAUAAGAGAAUGUUUAGAGUUUUAGAGUCCUAAGUCCUAAUCACGACCAAUGUGGUUGAUUGGUUAUCACACUUACGAGAUCGGGUAUUCCAAGAUCAAAAAAAUCACUUGUAUCGGUUGCAUAUUGAAGAUGAAGUUAAUUAGAAGUCAGGCUGAACAAGAAGUCCGAUCGGAGUUGCCCAACCAUACCUUGGAAUUGUUGGGGACAGUCGGUUUUGACGAUUGUAUUAGCAACCGGCCGGUACCUGCUAGAACCGGCUAGUUCCCACUGUUUUAUUAUUAUUAUUAUUAUUUAUUAUUUAUGUUUUCACUUU
Molecule: messenger RNA, 2063 nt
Organism: Amborella trichopoda
Lineage: Eukaryota; Viridiplantae; Streptophyta; Magnoliopsida; Amborellales; Amborellaceae
Product: Pentatricopeptide repeat (PPR) superfamily protein
Molecular function (GO): protein binding
Source: RefSeq, a predicted model, not a curated record